Molecule: messenger RNA, 3433 nt
Organism: Ailuropoda melanoleuca (giant panda)
Lineage: Eukaryota; Metazoa; Chordata; Mammalia; Carnivora; Ursidae
Gene: KDELR1
Product: KDEL endoplasmic reticulum protein retention receptor 1
Exons: 5
Coding region: 200-838 (212 amino acids)
Biological process (GO): protein retention in ER lumen
Cellular component (GO): membrane
Molecular function (GO): ER lumen protein retrieval receptor activity
Source: RefSeq, a predicted model, not a curated record
CCCUCUUCCCAGCUCCUGCUCGGCCGCCAGCUCCGGCCUCGGCUCCCCCUCCCAGAGCCCCCUCCCCGGAGCGGAGCCCACCCGAGGGUCCCUCUCCCGCCCCCCAGCCUAACCACCCGGCCAGAACAUCAGCCCCGGGGGGCAGACCCCCCUCCAGCCUGCCUCCCACCAGCCCAGCCCUGCCAGACUCCCCCAAAGCAUGAAUCUCUUCCGAUUCCUGGGAGACCUCUCCCACCUCCUAGCCAUCAUCUUGCUACUGCUCAAAAUCUGGAAGUCCCGCUCUUGUGCCGGGAUUUCAGGGAAGAGCCAGGUCCUGUUUGCUGUGGUGUUCACUGCCCGAUACCUGGACCUCUUCACCAACUACAUCUCACUGUACAACACGUGCAUGAAGGUGGUCUACAUUGCCUGUUCCUUCACCACAGUCUGGAUGAUUUACAGCAAGUUCAAAGCCACUUAUGACGGGAACCACGACACAUUCCGGGUGGAGUUCCUCGUUGUUCCCACGGCCAUCCUGGCGUUCCUGGUCAACCAUGACUUCACCCCUCUGGAGAUCCUCUGGACCUUCUCCAUCUACCUGGAGUCGGUAGCCAUCCUGCCCCAGCUGUUCAUGGUGAGCAAGACCGGGGAGGCCGAGACCAUCACCAGCCACUACCUGUUCGCGCUGGGUGUCUACCGCACGCUCUAUCUCUUCAACUGGAUCUGGCGCUACCACUUCGAGGGCUUCUUCGACCUCAUCGCCAUCGUGGCGGGCCUAGUCCAGACUGUCCUCUACUGCGAUUUCUUCUACCUCUACAUCACCAAAGUCCUCAAAGGGAAGAAGCUGAGUUUGCCGGCGUAGCCCUGGGCCCGGCCGUCCCUCUCCUCGGCGGCCCGCGAGAGGCGGAGGAAGGCAGCGAAAGACGAAGAGCCUUCCCGUCCAGGGGUGACUUUUUAAAGAACCAACCUCUCCGCACUUCCCAGCCCCCCUCCUGCCGGGUUUUAGGGGGGCGGUGGAGGACCCAAGUCUUGGGGAGCUCAGGACCUGGGUGUUUGUAGUUUUUUGCCUUUUAGAGAAGAAAAAAAAUCUUUCCAGUAUUUAGUUUUUGAUUCUGAUGACUCCUUUCUCUUCUACUGUCUGGCCCCCGAUUUUUAUAAACUGUUUUUGAGUGUCCUGUGGGACGGGGCAGGGUCGGAGAUCUUUUCCCUCCCCCAAGCCCCUCAGCUCCCUUCCAGAUCCUACCCCCAGCCCCGCCAGUUGCCAAACACUAAACCUGUACACGCCCACCUGUCUGACCUCCCACCGUGGCCAAGAACACAGCCUCCCGCCAACCUCCACCCCCCCAAAGUUCAGGACUGGGGAGAGGGAGGAGGGGAGGGACGAUCUCCCUGAUUUUUCAAUAUAAUUUUUUUCCGGAGUUUGGGUUUUUUGGUCUUGUCCUCAUUUUUUUGACAAUGUAGGGGGGGCGAGGGGCCGGGCCUGGCAAAGGGGGUUGGCCUGAGGGUCACUGUGGCUCAACAGCCACAUUUUUGUACAGAAUUGAUGGUUGAUUCUUUGUUCUCUUGAAAUAAACCGAGGAAAAUGAUGCCUCUUUCGCUACUCCUUGCCCUCUCUCUGGUGUUUGUGGGGCCCCUCCCGGCCCCUCUGUCUGCUUCUCCUUUAUCUCAUAGACACCCUGCAGGCGACUGAGACCUGGGAGGAGCAGGCAGGUGAGAAACGGGGUUCCCUGAGACUCUGAGCUGUGCUCUCACUCCUCACGGCUGUGAUGGGCAAGAGGUUUCGGGGAGGCGGGUAGAAAAUCUUGAAGAUUCUCUUUAUCUUGGCACGGAACUUCCCUGGUGCUUCUCCUGGAUCCCAGGGCUGCAGAGGACCUUCAAGAGCAUGUGUUUUAGGGGUCACCAGUGGGCAGCCCCUGUCCUACCCCUCAUCUGGCAUUUUGUUGAGCCACAGUGUUUUCUUUAAAAAAGAAAAAAAAAGAAUCUGUUGCCAGCCUUUAGACAUCAGAUUUUCACAGUGAAAUCUGGAUUUCUGGCUUCUCUUGAAAAAAAAUCUGUCCCUCUGACAAUGCCGGGUCCUCGCUUCCGGGUGGCAACAGAUGGCUAGGGCUGAAUGGAUGGGAUGUGAGCCUUCCAUCACAAUCCCCAGGACUUGGCUGAGGGGCUGCUACCAUUUAUUAUCGGGCUGACACUGGCGUUUUUUGUUUUUGUUUCAUGGAGUUAAAAGAAAAGCCAAGUAUUUUUCACGUCUCCCUCCAGAUCGGCCUCACAUCUGGCCUAUUAUUUCCUUCACUUGCGUUACCUGCCUGGACCUUGUCCAGCUUUUGGAGUUUCCGCCCCUAGUUCAGGCAGACUCCCUAGAUGUCCACCAAGACCUUCCUGAGCCAUGUUUGGUUCUGUAGGAGGGCUCUGGAAGCUUCGGCAGGCGGGUAGCUGGCGUUUCCCGAGCCUAAGUUGCACGGAUGAGGCCGCUGGACCCCAAUAGCACCCCUGAAGGGGGCUACUUUGUGGAGGAGGAAACCAAGGCCUAGGGGCAAGUGGCAGAGGUGGCCUUUGUCCCGGGGCUUCCUGAUGCCGCAGCCUGUGUGUUUAGCCACCGCUGUGUGGUUUUUCAACUGCUUUUGUUUCUUUCUUGUAAGCCAAGGCACCUUCUGUUUGCAAGAAUUUUACCCAGAAGCCUGAGAGGGAAAACGCAGGAACAGGGCUGCUUGGGCUGAUUCGGGGUGGGGUGGUGGCCCCCGCUCUGUGUGCAGUCUGAGCACCAUCAGUCUAAAUGUGGUCCAAGUCUUUCAUUUUCCAGCCAAGACAGCUUGACCCAGAGAAAUGAAGUGCCACAUCCCGGCUUAUCCAGCUAGAGGUGGAGCGAGGACUCGUGCUCAGAGACUUCCGGUUUCGCACCUGAGAACACUGCCCACUCCGCUGCCCUGCUGCUGUUUUCCCGAGAUGCCCACAGGGACCACGUCCUACUUAUUUUUCUACCUUCAGGAUCGAGCAUGGGGCCUGCUACAAAGGAAAUCUCAAAAAACUAAAACAAAAUAAAAGGAAUCACAGAACCCACAUGUGACCCCCCACAACUGGUGUCCCUUUGUCCAGCUUGUAAAUGAAUAAUGCUCUGCAGGUCACAGUGGCCCUCGCGUGGGUGUGUUUUGUUUGGCCUGUGUAAUAUUAAUAGUUUUUCUUGCUCUCUGUUGCCAACGAACUCCACGUAAAAAGAAGAUUUCUGAUUGUUCUAGCAAUACCAGAAGGUUCUAGAGUUUCGCUGUCCAAUAAAGUAGCCAUUGGCUCCAUUGAACCAAUAGCUCUUGAAAUGUGGUGGGUCCAGAUUCAGAUGCGCUGUCUGCGGCUUUCAGAAAUUUUGUAGGAAAGAAUGUAAAAGACCUCAAUUUUUAUACUGAUGAUGUGUUGAAAUACAUGAUGACAUUUUGGAAAUACAGGGCUAAAUAAAAUAUAUGAAAGUUAA